This is a messenger RNA of Schistocerca nitens (vagrant locust), 710 nucleotides long. RefSeq names its product calcium-binding protein P-like. Bases 62 to 586 code for a protein of 174 amino acids. NCBI's taxonomy places the organism in Eukaryota, Metazoa, Arthropoda, Insecta, Orthoptera, Acrididae. The record is from RefSeq and is a predicted model, not a curated record. The transcript has 4 exons.
AGUCUUCCGACCGCACUAUCCCUCGCUCUCAUCGCUGAAGUCUACACUUCUCUUCUGCAAAAUGAUGAAGCUGGCGUUAGUGCUGUGUGCCGUGACUGGCGCCGCCCUGGCCGCUCCUGCCGAAGACACCAGCGUCCAGAGGUCCAAGAAGGCUGUCGACCCCCUGAUCACAGGGGCAGCCUACAACCCGUACUAUUCUGGCGUGGCUGGCCGCUACUCCGCCCUGGGCUACACAGGAGCCUACCCACAUUCGGCAGCCUACAACCCCUUGACUGAUGCCUACCCCUACACAGCUAAAACCUACCCCUACACAGCCAAAACAUACCCCUACACAGCUGGAACAUACCCCUACACUGCUGGUACCUACCCCUACACAGCCAAAACAUACCCCUACACAGCUGGAACAUACCCCUACACUGCUGGUACCUACCCCUACACUGCUGGUACCUACCCUUACACUGCAGCUGCCCACCCCUACACCGCUGCUGGCGCCUACCCCUACACCGCAGGGAUAAACGGUUACCCGUACACUGCUGGGGCUUACCCACAUUCUGCUGCCGCUGGAGUUCUCCCCUAUGCUGGAUAAGAAAGAUGGACCGUUCUGCAAAUUCAUUCUGACAAUGUUCUAGUGCCUUCUGUGUCACUAAUAUUGUAUAGUACUGGCUUUAAUACUUCAGUAGUCAAAUAAAAAUAACUGUGGAGAAAUUAAA